AUGGCGUCUCCACGGGCUGGUAGCAAUGAGGGCUUCGAGAUAGACUCACUUCAGUCGACUUACGGCCGUGUUGUACCUCUCGUCCCUCCCAGUGAUGAGAAGAAGCCUGUUGAUCCCAGCAUGAGUGAAGCCAACAGCGACCCUUUGGAGGACCAUCGCCGCGACUCUCUCCCCCUAGCCUCAUACUCUCUAUGCCUUGUCGAAUUUGCCGAGCGUGCUUCCUACUAUGGCGCAAGGACCGUUUUCGCGAACUUCAUCGAAUUCCCCCUCCCCAAAGCGCAGGGGGGAAAUGGAGCUGGCGCGCCCCCACGAGGUACACAGAAGACUGCGGGUGCACUGGGUAUGGGCCUUCAGGCCAGCAGCUCUCUGAAUCUCCUCUUCAGUUUCCUGGCAUACGUUAUCCCCAUUUUAGGAGGCUGGUGGGCCGAUGUUCAUAUUGGAUGGUACAAAGCCAUUAUGGUGGGUGUUUUGAUCUGCGGUCUGGCGCAUAUAGUUCAGUUGGUGGGCGUCAUUCCCUCCGUGCUGCAGAAGGGAGCAUCGCAUGCGGCACCACCCUUCAUCGUCGACCUACUCUUUCUCGCCCUUGGCGCUGGAAUCUUCAAACCGAACAUUGCCCCAACGUGGCAGGUCUACAAGCAGUCUCCUUGUGGAUAUUCUGCUUCAACUUGUGAUGAAGUUGCCCCCAUCUCCAUCUGGUGGCAGCUCCCCGCCACCAUUCUUGGUGCGUUGAGCGAAUGUUUCUGCAAUGUGACCGCCUAUGAAGUUGCCUAUUCCCGGUCCCCGAAAAGCAUGAGGAGCACAGUGGUGGCCUCUUUUCUGUUUAUGUCCGCUCUCUCCAGUGCCCUUGAAGAGAGCCUCAUCCCAGUGACAAAGGAUCCCUGGCUUAUCUGGAUCUGGGCCGGGCUGGCUAUCGCGCUUAUUCUACAAAUCAUGAUCUUCUGGUAUCGCUUCCGUCACAUUAACAACGAGAGCUAUGCUACAACUACUGCCGAUGCGACUGAGGAGAAGGCUAAAGAUGGAACAUCCGUCUAG
Molecule: messenger RNA, 1032 nt
Organism: Penicillium waksmanii
Lineage: Eukaryota; Fungi; Ascomycota; Eurotiomycetes; Eurotiales; Aspergillaceae
Product: MFS peptide transporter
Exons: 5
Coding region: 1-1032 (343 amino acids)
Biological process (GO): transmembrane transport
Cellular component (GO): membrane
Molecular function (GO): dipeptide transmembrane transporter activity
Source: RefSeq, a predicted model, not a curated record